Molecule: messenger RNA, 1889 nt
Organism: Gaeumannomyces tritici R3-111a-1
Lineage: Eukaryota; Fungi; Ascomycota; Sordariomycetes; Magnaporthales; Magnaporthaceae
Exons: 1
Coding region: 34-1731 (565 amino acids)
Biological process (GO): peptidyl-lysine monomethylation
Cellular component (GO): nucleus
Molecular function (GO): protein-lysine N-methyltransferase activity
Source: RefSeq, a predicted model, not a curated record
CAUGACGCCAACAACCGCCAUCAUCUCAAUGCCAUGAAGCCUGCCGACGAGGAGCGGUUUGCGGCGCUGGUGCAGUGGAACAGGGCACAGGGCGGCUUUUUACACCCGCAGGUCGAGGUUUACAGCGACCAACGCACGGGCUUCUCGCUGCGCGCCAGAGAGGAGGCCGCAUCGACUCCGUGCUGCGCCCCGCGCUCCGCCUUGGAUCAGAACCGCGACCAAAAAAAAGACCAAAAACAAGACCCCACGAUCAGCAUCAGCCCGCCCGUUGCCACCCCCGGAAACAGCACCCCUGUUCCCGAGCCGUCGCCACCGCCACAGCCCGUCCCACAUGGGGAUGCCAUUGUCGUCUGCCCGCUAUCCACCACCCUGUCGUUCCUCAAUGCCGUCGUCGGCGGCAACCCGCUGGGGCAGCCCGGCGCCAGCCCGGAACCAGGCAGUGACGACGCUGCUUUCCCUGAGGCCUUUGUGCGCGCCACCCCGCCGCACGUGGUCGGCCGCUGCUUUCUGAUCCAGCAGUACCUGCUUGGUAGGGCCUCGCACUGGCACCCCUAUAUCGCCACGCUGCCGCAGCCCGAGCACCUUGCCUCGUGGGCCCUGCCCGCCUUUUGGCCCGACGACGACGCUGCCUUCCUGGCCGGCACCAACGCCGCUGUCGCCGCCGCCGAGAUGCGCGCCAACGCUGCCUCGGAGGCCCGCCAGGCCCGCCGCGCCCUCGCCGCCGCCGGCUACGCAAGCCACGCCGAGUACACGUCCCUGCGGUACCGCUGGGCCUACUGUAUUUUCACGUCCCGCAGCUUCCGCCCGAGCCUGGUCGUGCCCGCCACCCUCUGGGAGGCUGGGCUGAAGGACCGGGCCGGGUGCGAGAUGGACGACUUUUCGGUGCUAAUGCCUCUGUUCGACGUCGGGAACCACGAUCCGCUGGCCGAGGUAGCAUGGGACGCCAACUCGGUGCCGGGCCAGUGCCGUCUCGUGGUAUCGGGCGACGGCGCAUUCGAGCCGGGCCGGCAGUUGUUCAACAACUACGGCCCCAAGACUAACAGCGAGCUUCUGGUGGCGUAUAACUUUGUGUUACCCGCCACAGAGGCGGUGCACAACGACUACGUGCACCUGCGGCUCAGAUCGGGCGCCGCCCCGCCAGGACAGACGGUCAGGGGUGACAGCGAUGGUGGAGAGUGCGACAACGACAACGCCAAGCAGACCCCACGCGACUUUCUCAUCUCUCUUAGGCCCAUGGCGCAUCCGAGCUCCGUCGUUGGCCGGAAACGGCAAUUCGCCCACAACGGGCCUGGUCCCCGUCCCGUCGUCGGCUCGGCCUUUUCUCAUGUCGAGGACGCGCUGCUGUGGGAGCUGUGCGCGCCCCACCUUCGCAACAGCCCACAGGUCGCCGCGGGGGAGAGCAGCCCAGCAGGCACCCUGGCCGCCGUUUUCGCCGAGCCCGCCCCGCCCGAGCUCGAGGCACUGGUGUCGGGCGCGCGCGAGCUGCUCAUCGGCAAGCUGGGCGCCGACUACGAGCGCCUGCUGGGCGAGGAGCCCGACGAGGCCACGGCCGUCCGCGAGGCGCUGGCCGAGGCCGGCGGGCAGGCCACAGUCGCGGCCCCGCUGACGGGGAACCAGGCGCUCGCGCUCGCGUACCGACUGCAGUGCGAGCAGGUGCUGAAGAGCGCCCUGACGUCGCUGGACCCGACCAUUCGGUUUGAGGCCAUGGACGAGGAGCAGGAGGGUGAUUAAUAUAGAGAGAGACCAGGUAGGAAAACUCUUCUGUUGUCCGUUUGCUCUUGACUCCCUGUUGUUUGUCGUCCGUUUGUCCUGCCUUGGCGGGUGCCGAGCCAGCACCAGCUUCGGCCAGGUGCAGGUUGCUGUUUGCAUGUUUGCCUGUUUGCCUGUUU